AUGAGAAGGGGACAUAGAAAAAUUGAAAGAGAUAGCAAUAUUCCAUCUGAUGGAAUGAGAUCGAGUUCAAGGAAUGCUAAUUCCAAAAACAAUAAUGAUCAGGAAUCAAUUAUAAUUGAUGAUGAUAUUAAUGAAAGAUGUCAUAAUAGGAGAAAUAAAAAAAGAUGUACGAAUUUACAUAAUUCUUUUAGUGGACAAAGAAGAGGCACGAAAUUAUGUGAAGAAUCUAGUAACACAAAUAAAAGAUCUAUAAAUAAAAAUUACAAAAAAAACAAUGACGAUUCAAAAAAAGAAAUAUAUAUUAUAAGUGAUACGUCUGAUGAUACGAAACAUAAUAAUUAUAAUAAUAAUAAUAAUAAUAUGAUUUAUGAAAAAAGCAAUACAGGUACUUAUUUUAAUAAAAAAAAUGAACCUACAGAGCAAAAAGAAAAUAUAAGUUCUUCAUUAAAGGAUGUAAGUAUUAAUGAUAGAAACAGUCAAGUAACAAAUGAAAAUAUAGCUGUAGAUGGAAAUGAUUCAAUUAACAAGGGCAAUGAUAUUAAUGAGAAAUCAAAUAAUUUACAAAAUGUUAAGGAUACUACUAAUUCCAUAAAGAAAAAAUAUAAUUCUGGAAAUACUAUGCGAAUGAAAAACUAUAAUAAUACCCAUGAACAGAAUACGAUUUUUCAGAAUAGAGAAACGGAAAAUAGCACAUCUAUCGAUAAUGAUAGAUACAAUAGAAAUAAUAUAGUAGAUAUUUCUAGAGAACCAAAAAAUAAAAGCAAUGAAUCGAUACAUCCUAUGAUAUUAAGAAAUAGAGAUGGAAGUAAAUGCAUGAAACAGAAUUUACAAAAUGAUGAAGGAAAAGAGAAUGAAAACAAUAUAUCAAAUGAAAGACCAACAAGAAAUGUCACAAAGAGAAACGAUAAUAUAGAAAAUGAACAAAAUGGAAAUCAAAAAAAUAUUCAAGAAAGAGAUUCUUUAACAAAUAUUAAUAUCAUAGAAAAUGAAAGGGAUAACAUAGCACCAAAUAAUGCAAAUAAACAAAAUAUCAAAAAAGGUAAAAACAAAAGAAUGGAUGUGGAAAUAUUUGAUAUAUGUGGAAAAGAAAGGGGAAAUUCUCAAUCAUAUAUUCGUGACAUUGUUAAUACUAAUCCAAAUGAUUUAUAUGAUGAUGUAAAUAUGAAAACUAAUCUUGAUUUGCGGAUGUAUUAUUUAUCAAAUGUAAUUAGAUAUUUGAAUUGUAAAUAUGUGGAUUUAAAUAACUACCUUAAUGCAAUGAUAUAUAAAAAUAAUAAGAAUAUUGAUAUGCUUAAUAUUAUACAUAGAAGAAAUUAUGAUAACCUAAAAUAUAUAUAUUUCGAUUUGCAUUUAGAAGAAAAUAACAGUAAAAUAUCAUCUGGAGAUAUAUAUGUUCUUUUAAAUCCUAAACUUAAUAUAGAAUACGAUAAUAAUAGGUUUGAUUUUUGUACGACAUGUAUUCCAUCAAAUUGCCGUCGUCGAAUAAUUAGGAAAAGAGUUUUUAAUCCUAGUGAUACUAUUAUUAAUAAUUCUGAUAUUAAUUCUAUUAGAACUAAUAACUGGUAUAUACCUGAUUAUAGAAAUGUUCCUGAAGAAGAAAUAUAUAAUCAUGAAUUUUCUGACAAUACUGGAGGAUAUAAUUCAUUAUACAGAAGAGUUAAUUCUUAUAGAGUUAAUAGAUAUUAUUGGCAUAGAGAUACGUUUAUAGCAAGGACUAUAAAUUUGAAUUGUGAUAAUAACAUGAGUGUUUUUUACCGUAUUGAUAAGAUUACAUAUGAAUAUAAUAUAAAAAUAACUUUUGAUAAUUUCUGGAAUAUUGCUGAUCGUGAAUAUAACAAUGUAUAUUAUUAUUAUUUUGAUUUUGAUGCUAACCAAUAUUAUACAUAUAAAAUAACUAAAAUUGGACGUACUGGAAAUUCUAGUUUUAUUAAAGAAUUCUUACUCGAUAUGAAACCCGCAUUUUGGUUUUUACAAGAUAUUUUAAUUUAUUGUAGCUUAGUAUAUCAUUCCUCAUAUAUAAGAUAUGAUAAAAUGACUUCGUUUAUAAAAUUUCAUGAUUAUGUACAAGUAUUCAUACAAGAUCAUAUGAAAGAAUUCUUGGAACGUUUUGAUGCUAUUCAAAAUCCUAUAGAACCUAAAUUUAUUCAUAAUAUGAAAGCAUUUAGAAAAAUGGAAUUUAUACUAAUUUUUACUCUAUGUGAAGUAAGAACAAAAUUUGAUGGAUCUAACUCUAUUGCUAAUAGAAUAGACGCAUUCUUAUCAAAUUAUUAUUUAUUUUGUGAAUCUGAUAAAUUCAAUUUUAUAUAUCGUGCUCAGACUCUUGGAUUAAUAAAUUCUGAUGAAUCUGAUUUAUAUACGAAAACUAAUGAAUUUUUAUCUAUGUAUGAUGAAUACUUAACAACAAGAAAACGAAAUAGUAUGAAGAUACCAAUAAUAUUUAAUUCAUUUAAUAUACUACUUGAAGCACUUAUUUAUAAAUGUAUUCAAUAUGAUAUUCUGAAUACGGAUAUAAGAAAUAAUAAAAAAGAAAGAGAAAAUACUAAAAAUGUUGGAAAUAUUGGAAAUGUUAAAAAUGGUUUAAAUUCAGAAACUUUUAUAAAAACAGAAAAAAGUAAAAAUAUUGGAAAUGUUAACAAUGUUUUAAAUUCUUCAAAUUUUGUAAAAUCUGAAAAUUUUGGAAGAUCAAGAAAAUCUGAAAUUCAUGAAAGAAAUAAUACUAAUCAAAAUAGGGGUAAUAAUGUAGAUCCCUCUGGUGUAGUUACAGGAACAGAUCUAGAUGAAAAUGAAACAAAAAUUAUAAUGCAAAUUAGUAAUAUUUUAGCUAAUUGUAUAUUAAGCGAAAUAAUUUCUAACAUGGUAACAAUGGAGUUUCCUAAUAAAUAUUAUCCACAUGAUAAGGAAAAUAUAUUUAUAUCAUUCUUAGAACAAUUACAUAUAUGUGAUGAUUUUAGUUGUACAAAUACAUUAUGUUAUAGAUACUUAGUUAGAUAUAUUAAUGUUUUAGUUCAAAAUACUGUAUUAAGAAUAUUUUUUUUAAGAAAUUACAAAUUUUUAGAUAAUAGUGUUAUUGAUUAUUCCAAAAUAUACACAAUUUUUAAAUUAAUCUGUACCUUUACACCUUGUUAUAAUUCUCAAAUUAUCAAAAUAUCUUGCGUGUUUAUGGUUUUCGUACUUAUGAAUAAGACUUUAAAUCGAAAUAUACAAGAUUAUUCAAUGGAUUGGGACCAUCCAUAUUUUGAAAAAUUAAAAGAAAAUUAUUACCCAAGCAGUGAUCCAGUAAGAGAUGGACUUAGAAAACCAAAUCAUAUGUUUGGAGUCCCAAUAGAUGUACUACGUUUUAUAGUACCAAACCUUGAUGAAUGUAGACCACAAGAUUUUACUUACCGUCCUGCAUAUAAACCCUUUGAAAAUUUAUAUUAUAUGCUAGAUGGUAGUGUUCGUAUUAUCCGUGAUCAUAUACAAUAUACUUUUUAUGUUCACAAUAUUUGUUCUAAGAAGAUGCGUUACAAGAGAAGAAAGAUAAGCCCAUUUAAUAAAAUUUUAUAUAAAAAUUUUAAAUUCAUAAAAAAACAAUUUACUUUGUUUCCUCUUCGAAACAUAUUAAAUUUAUCUCAUUAUUCGACUAUAUUCCAAAAUGAUAUUCUUGUAUUAGUAAACAAAAUAUUAACCUCUUACGAAUGGCAUGGAUAUGGUGCUUAUCAAUCAUUUAUAAGUAAGUGGAAAUUUAAGAAAAAAUAUUCUAAGUCCUAUACAUCUAAUAAAAGUAUUGAUGAAAAUAUUAGAAGCAUAGAAGAUGACUUAGCUAGUUUAGAUGAACGCAAAAAAAAAAAUAUUAAUGAACCAAAUAAAUUAUUUGGUAAAAAUAAUGAAAACAACACAAGUACUAAUAAUAAGAAGAUAGUAGAACAAAAUCAUCCAAAAUCUGUUGGCACAACUCCACAAAGAAACAAAAAAAAAUUAUAUUGUAAAUCAAAUGGGCAACGAAAUUCUAGACAAAUUCCAGAAGAAAGAAAUAUUAACAUAAAUUCACUAAUUAAUAGUUUUAAAUAUGAUAAAUCAGAUGAUAAAAUAAAAUGUGAAGAAAGUAGUAGUUCAAAUUAUGAAGAGGGAAAUAGUUCAAGUUAUGACGAGGGGAAUAAUUCAAGUGAUAAAAAUAUUAGUAAUAUAAAUAAUGAAAAUACAAAUUCGUCAUAUAAUAAUUCAAUAGGUGUUUUCUAUGGAGAUUAUAAAAAUUUCAAACCUUUUCAUAAGUACAUAUACAAUAAACUUGAAAAUGAUAUAAAUAAAACAAGUGAAAUGUAUAAUGUUAUAAAACAUUGGUUAAGUAUUUUGGAGAGGACCAAUAGAAUGAAUACGAUACAUGGUGUAAAUAAGAUGAACGAUGUUAAUAAAGUGAACGAUGUGAAUAAGAUGAACAGUGUUAAUAAAGUGAACGAUGUGAAUAAGACCAAUAACAUGAAUAAGAUACAUGGCUUGAAUAAGGUGAAUGAAGUAAAUACGUUAAAUGAAGUAAAUAAAUUGAAUGAAGUAAAUAAGUUGAAUGAAGUAAAUAAGUUGAAUGAAGUAAAUAAAUUGAAUGAAGUAAAUAAUUUGAAUGAGGUAAAUAAAUUGAAUGAGGUAAAUGUGAUGAAUGAAGUAAAUAAGUUGAAUGAAGUAAAUACGUUAAAUGAAGUAAAUAAAUUGAAUGAGGUAAAUAAAUUGAAUGAGGUAAAUGUGAUGAAUGAAGUAAAUACGUUAAAUGAAGUAAAUACGUUAAAUGAAGUAAAUAUGUUAAAUGAAGUAAAUACGUUAAAUGAAGUAAAUGUGAUGAAUGAGGUAAAUAAAUUGAAUGAGGUAAAUGUGAUGAAUGAAGUGAAUGUGGUCAAAGACUCAAAUAAUAUGAAUGAUGCAAAUAAUUCAAGUGAUGUUAAUAAUUCAAGUGAUGCUAGUAAUUCAAGUGAUGUUAAUAAUUCAAGUGACACUAAUAAUUCAAAUGAUGCUAAUAAUUCAAAUGAUGCAAAUUAUCCAAAUGAUGAAAGCAAUACAAAUAAUAAUACAUCAAAUAGCACAAAUAAUUCAAAUAAUAAUACAUCAUUUAGUUCGAAGAACACCACAACCAGUAGCGAAAAUAAUGAUUCAUUAGAAAAUAAAAGAAAUGAAGAAGAUGAAGAUGAAGAAGACGAUCAAAAAGAUAUACAGAAAGAAAAAAAUAAUUUAGAACAUGAAGAUAUGAGUUCAUACAAAGAUAGAAAUAAAAAUAAUGAAACAAAUAUUAAUGAACAAGAUAAAUUUCAUUUAUCAAAUGAUUUGGGAAAAAUAUAUGAUACAUAUAACCAAGGAGAUGAAGUUGUUGUAUCCAAGAAUAAAGACAAAUUAGAAAAGCAUUUGGAUGAUUACAGGAGUUAUUAUUAUUUAUCUAAAGCAACACUCAUGGACAAAAUUGGAGAAUCACAAAAUAAUAACAACUAUAAUGUAACUAUUUCAAAUGAACUUGGAAAUAAUGAAUCUAUAAAACCAAAUUAUGAUAAGAAUGAUAAUAUAAAAGAACAAAAUGAUUCAAACGUAUUUAAGAAUAGUGAUCAUUAUAAUUCAUCUUAUGAUAAUGUACACACUGUUAAUGAAAAUAAUAUGAUAUUUAAAGAUUCCUCAAGACAAGAUAAUUUGGAGAUACAAACAAGUGGAGAAAACAAGCAAUAUUUAUUUAGCUUAGAUAAUAAUGAUGAUAAUGAUAUUGAUGAUGAUAAUAAAAAUAAUAAUAAUAUAAAUAAUAAUAUGAAUAAUCAACACAAUUAUCAAGAGAAUAAUAUUACCACAAAUAAUAACUUUUUUUACACUCCUAAUUGCCAAAUGCAAAACAAUUCAUAUAUGAGUGGAAAUGAAUUGUAUCAACCAUUAUAUAAUACAUAUCCUUCAAAUGUUAUCGAAGAAAAUUCUUCUAUAAAUAACAACUUCAUUAGUGCAUCAUCUUACAUGAAUAACAACAACAGCACUAAUAAUACAUUCAUUUCAUGUAUGAAUUCUAAUUUAAGUUCUAAUAUUUCCAAUAAUAAUAAUAACACAUAUUCAUAUAAUUUAUAUAGCUCAACGAAUAAUACUUGUAUAAAUAACGACGAAGAAAUAGGAAAUAAUGAUAUUAAUUCAAACAUAUUGUCAAAUAAUACUGUUAUUAAUAAUUAUGCAGGUAACAAUCAAAUGCAAGAAUCCUAUAUAACACCAAACACGGAAUUUACUAAUAAUAUAUCAAGCCAAACACAUCCAAAUUUACAAUAUUAUACACAAUUCCCAAAUAAUAUUGAAAACAAUAAUUAUUAUAAUCUUCAAAGUGGAAAUAAUGAAGUGGAAACACAACAUAUCUCCCAAGAAAAUAAUACAUCUCGUUUAAAUGAAGAAUAUAUGAAUAAUAAUGUCCUGAAUAAUAAUGUGAACGCUUAUAAUAGAUAUGAAUAUAAUAAUAAUCAGAAUAAUGAAAAUGAGAACAUUAAUGGUACCAAUUUUCUUAAUGGUUCUGAAUGGAACAACAACAUGAUUAAUAUUUCUAAUGUUCAGAAUUCUCAAAGCAAUGAAGCGUAUUGUAAUAACAUCCAACCUAAUGUAGAUCACUCUAAUAUAAAUCAGAAUUAUAGAAUUUCUAUUGAAAAUAAUAAUAUCACAGAUAACAACCUUAAUGAAAAUAAUGGAACUACUGGAAAUAAUACAUAUAUUUACAAUAAUUUUAUGUAUAAUAGCCAGAACAACAUUUUUGAAGGACAGGGAAAUAAAACACUUUUGGAUUAUAACAACAUUAUGUCAACUGGUAUAACAUCCAAUGGAUAUGUAACUAAUACAAAUAAUGGAAUAAAUAAUAUGAAUAAUAAUGUACAAAAUAGUUUAGAAAAUAAUUAUAUUGGAAAUAUGAAUAAUUCGAUAAAUCAAAUAGAAAUGGGUUCUAACAAUUUUGCAUAUAUGAAUGAGAAUAAUUUAUGUAAUAUUAAUAAUGAUAAAAAUAAUGAUAAUAAUAAUAAUAAUAAUGAUACUAAUAAUAAUAAUGAUAAUAAUAAUAAUAAUGAUAAUAAUAAUAAUAACAAUAAUUAUGCAUAUAAUAUUAAAAAUCAUGAUAAUUUAUUAAAUGGAAUAAAUCAGAAUGAAUCUAAUAAUGUAUGUGGUAUAUUUAUGUCUGAUAACAAUAUACAAAGUAUAACAUCAAAUGAAGGUUCCUAUAAUAAUAACUCAUUAUCGGUAUAUAGAACAACAGUUAAUGGAUUAGAAUUUAAUAAUAACAAUUCGAAUAAUUUAUAUUUUAACAAUAAUUCUAUGACAGGAUGUAAUAUCUUGAAUAAUAAUGUAGGAAAUGAUAACAAUAUAACUAUGUCUAAUAAUAUGAUACACAACGAAGUGUCAAACCAAACGAAUAAUAAUAAUUCUUUUAAUCCAGUCAAUGAAAGCAAUAAUUUUAACAACUAUACGAAUAUUAAUAAUUAUCAUGGAAAUAUGGCUUUAUUACCUUCACAACAAAACAUACAAAAUAAUGAUGUGUUUCCUUCAAAUAGCUAUGGAAAUAUAACUAUGAUGAGUAAUGAUAAUAAUUCAGCAUAUUCCAAUAAUUCAAACUAUUAUGUAAAUUCUAUAAGCAAUGAUAACAAUUAUAGUAUGAUGAAUAAUUUCAAUUCCUUUCAAAAUACAACUGAAUAUGUGGUACCUCAAACAUCGUAUAAUAAUAGUCUUGGAGAUAAUGGAACAAGAACAACAACAUAUCCACAUGUAAGUGUAAACAACUUUAAUGUAUAUCCAAACAUGUAUAAUGAAAAUAAUACAAAUAAUAACAUUUUCCAAGCAUAUCCAAAUAAUGUAAUUCCUCCAUAUAAUUUAUCAAAUAACAUAGAGAAUAAUAAUUAUUCAUAUACUGGAUAUAAUUAUACGAAUGCUGGUUCAAGCAUUAGUAAUAAUAUGAACAUUUUUACAAAUCUAAUGGAUACGCAUUAUAACAUUAGCAAUUCAAAUAAUCAUAAUGUUGAAGAACAGACACAAGAACCUGUAGUUGAAUAUAAUAAUAAUAUUGGUACAAAUUUUAAUACAUCUCAGAAUAAUAUUAACAAUAAUAAUUUUACUAUUAAUAAUAAUAACAUGAAUAAUAAUAAUAGUAAUAUUAAUAUUAUAUAUAAUAAUAAUAAUAAUAAUAAUAAUAAUGGCCAAAAGAAUAACCUAACAGAAGUACCAGAUUCUAAUAUUAAUACCCCUUCAUCUUAUAAUAUAAGCACCAGAAGGAGAAGAAGAAUUGGAAAUAAUGGACCACCAAGUGCUGAAGAAUUAAAUAGACUACUUAAUGUACAACACUUGACCAUACCAGAAAUAGCUACUAUUUAUGGAGUUCACAGAACAACUAUAGCCAGAUGGUGUAAUAUAAGGAAUAUUACAUCAAAUUCUAUGAGUAAUUCCCCAGGGAAAAGAAAAAGAAAUGAAUAUAACAAAUAA
Messenger RNA from Plasmodium gaboni, 8427 nucleotides. RefSeq lists its product as hypothetical. NCBI's taxonomy places the organism in Eukaryota, Apicomplexa, Aconoidasida, Haemosporida, Plasmodiidae. The transcript has a single exon. The record is from RefSeq and is a predicted model, not a curated record. Bases 1 to 8427 code for a protein of 2808 amino acids.